This is a messenger RNA of Mytilus californianus (California mussel), 2021 nucleotides long. Its product is annotated as slit homolog 2 protein-like. The transcript has 19 exons. The record is from RefSeq and is a predicted model, not a curated record. The coding region runs from base 155 to 1963 and encodes 602 amino acids. NCBI's taxonomy places the organism in Eukaryota, Metazoa, Mollusca, Bivalvia, Mytilida, Mytilidae. Gene Ontology annotation, molecular function: protein binding.
GGAUGGAAACAUAAUCACUUCUGUAGAACAUGGAUCUCUGGCUGGAUUAUUUUCCUUACAAAAGUUAAAUCUCAAAGGAAACAGGAUCACUUCUAUAGCAAAUGUAUCUCUGGAUGGAUUAUCAUCCCUACGAUGGUUAUAUUUCAGGGACAACAUGAUCACUUCUGUAGAAAAUAGAAUUCUGGAUGGACUGUCUUCCUUAAUCCUCUUAGACUUGGCAGACAAUAGUAUUAGUUCUAUAGCAGAUAGUCCUUUUAUCGAACUGACAAAUUUACAGAUUUUAUUUAUCCAGAGAAACAGGAUUACCUCUGUAGAAAAUGGAUCUUUGUAUGGAUUAUCAUCCUUAAGAGAGUUACAUAGCCAGUCAAACAGGAUCACCUCUGUAGAAAGAGGAUCUCUGGAUGGAUUAUCAUCCUUACAAAAGUUAUAUCUCGGUUAUAACAUGAUCACUUCUAUAGAAAAAGGAUUUCUUGAUGGACUGUCAUCCUUAGACACGUUUUAUCUCACGGCAAACCAGAUCACUUCUGUAGAAAAUGGAUCUCUGUAUGGAUUAUCAUCCUUGAAAAAGUUAUAUCUCAAUCGAAACAGGAUCACUUCUGUAGAAAAUGGAUCUCUGGAUGGAUUAUCAUCCUUAGAAAUAUUAGAUAUCAGUGGAAAUAGGAUCACGUCUGUAGAAAAGGGAUACCUGGAUGGAUUAUCAUCCUUACUUAAUUUAAAUCUCCAGGGAAACGUUAUCACUUCUGUAGAAAGUGGAUCUCUGGAUGGGUUAUCAUCCUUAAAAAAGUUAGACCUCCGUGAUAAUCAAAAAACCUUGGAAUGCUGUGGUGUACAAGGAUUUAUCACAUGGAUACAAAAUAAAGGAUCAGUGGAUAUUUUGGGAAAGUGUAAUCACCAGUCACAAUCAACAUUCAUCAAAGCUUUCAAUGUAUCCGAAUGUCUACCUCCAGUUGAUGGUGGAUGGACUAGUUUUGGACCAUGGGAUGUUUGUUCUAAAACAUGUGGUGGAGGUGUACAAUUCAGAACUAGAACAUGUACUAAUCCUCCUCCUGCUCAUGGUGGUGAUAAAUGUCCGGAAAACAGUCAGGAGACCAGAUCAUGUGAGGAAAAAAAAUGUUCUGUUGAUGGUGGAUGGACUAGUUUUGGACCAUGGAAAGUAUGUUCUAAAACAUGUGGUGGAGGUGUACAAUACAGAACAAGAACAUGUACUAAUCCUCCUCCUGCUCAUGGUGGUGAUAAAUGCCCGGAAAACAGUCAGGAGACCAGAUCAUGUGAGGAACAACAAUGUCCUGUUGAUGGUGGAUGGACUAGUUUUGGACCAUGGAAAGUUUGUUCUAAAACAUGUGGUGGAGGUGUACAAUACAGAACAAGAACAUGUACUAAUCCUCCUCCUGCUCAUGGUGGUGAUAAAUGUCCGGAAAACAGUCAGGAGACCACAUCAUGUGAGGAACAACAAUGUCCUGUUGAUGGUGGAUGGACUAGUUUUGGACCAUGGAAAGUAUGUUCUAAAACAUGUGGUGGAGGUGUACAAUACAGAACUAGAACAUGUACUAAUCCUCCUCCUGCUCAUGGUGGUGAUAAAUGUCCGGAAAACAGUCAGGAGACCAGAUCAUGUGAGGAACAACAAUGUCCUGUUCAUGGUAACUGGACUGAUUUUGGACCGUGGGGAGUGUGUUCUAAAACAUGUGGUCUUGGAGAGCAAUUAAAAACUAGAACAUGUACAAAUCCAUCUCCUGCUUUCGGUGGUGACAAAUGUCAGGGGAGCAAUCAGAUGACAGGAUCUUGUGAGAUACAAAAAUGUCCUGAUACACGAAAAUGUUGGGAAAAAAGAACCGGAAAAUGGCACAAGCAUCCUUUUAACUUCCACAAUCGACAGACCAUUAUGAGACACUUCAUCCCUUUAUCUGAUUUUUAUGGUAGAGAUAUCUUUUAUAUAAUAGGGAAUUCGCAUAUAAACGAAAUUUGAACAUUUUGAAAACUAAUUGAGAUCGACAUGGUAGUCAUGGUUACCAUUUUGAGUUAAG